Molecule: messenger RNA, 4321 nt
Organism: Neodiprion fabricii
Lineage: Eukaryota; Metazoa; Arthropoda; Insecta; Hymenoptera; Diprionidae
Product: one cut domain family member 2-like
Exons: 5
Coding region: 1091-3115 (674 amino acids)
Biological process (GO): transcription initiation at RNA polymerase II promoter; regulation of transcription by RNA polymerase II
Cellular component (GO): nucleus; transcription factor TFIIA complex
Molecular function (GO): DNA-binding transcription factor activity, RNA polymerase II-specific; RNA polymerase II cis-regulatory region sequence-specific DNA binding
Source: RefSeq, a predicted model, not a curated record
AACUUAUUUAUCGUGUGUUUCGCGGAAGUGUAACGGACCGGAUAGGCGAACCGCAGUCUUGCGGCACCCUUAAAACGAAGCAACGGUUGCUGCAGGGGGCCGACAAUAGCCGGCCAGACUCUACCUGGAGGAGAGACUCCGUGCGUAGCGUAUGCAAGGAGAAGCUGAGACUCGGAGGAGACUCGAGCCUGGUUCCCUACUCCCGUGUCGUGUCGCGGCGUUAUAAGGGACACCUGGUGAGCGGCGGCGUGUGUCUCUUGGUGUGCAGGGGAAGCAAGGGGGCGGGAACCCGGGUGAGCGCCGACGCGUCAGAGACUGCGUCCAGGCGGUGGUGUUACUCACUCGCCUCGCGUAUGUCAUGGGCGCUCGCUGGCCGGCGCUUAUACGUUGCCGCUUCCUUAUGCCGACGAUCCGAGGAUAUAACUGUCAUCGGGACUCGUUGUCAGUGAUGGUUAAGAGCUCAUCCCGGCCGAGCCGCGUGCCAGGUGAAGCUGUUUGUUACUACGUCGAAAAAUACCCGGUACUAAUCGGUCGUCCCGUAAAUCGUUGUUGUUCCACCGUCGUGAUAAUCUAGUGACACCAGUGUCGUUUUAUGUCAUACAUCCACGUAUUUGUGACGCGGGUGCUCGGUUUACGUGUGCAGGUUAUGGUUAAGGUUUAUUGUGAUGACACUGCGUCGUAGAUGCCCGAAGUUGUUUACCGUUGUGUCUCGAUGAGGCUGACAAGGUACGAACGUACAGUGCCGAAGGGGGACGAGCCGUUGUCAUCUUGUGACGGAAGAGGCGAAUCAACGACGUGACGGGUGCAGGGAACGGUAUACGUAUUGCGUUGUAUAAUAUAUAAUAUAAACAAACAAAGGAGUGAAGAAACGGCGAGUGCGAGUUCGGCGAGGCCGGAGCGCGCGCGUGUGCAAUAGAAACCCCUCGCGAAGGGUGAAGGAAGACGGUGGUUGUUGCGGAGGUGAUAGGAGACGAGGUGGACAGGGAAGAGGUGAAAAAGAAUAGGAGGAGGAGGAGGAGGAGGAGAAGGAGAAGGAAAAAGAAGCAGGACCAGCCGACAGGAGUGUACCAACCGGACUAAAUGUGCGUCAAUGGAAGGUAUAGGCAGCAGUGUUUCCGAUCAUCAGCACCAUAGCGAGCAAUUACUGGAAUCGGUCGAUUCUCCGUCGGCGGUAAUACCGUCUACGCAUGGCCGUGGCGGCGGUGGGGGCUCGAAUGGUAACUGCGUGGGUGGGGGUAGACACCACGAGGGCAGUAGCCACGGUGGCGGGGGUGGCUGCGUUGAAGGGAUGUCGUCUGCCUCGCAGAGUCCCGAUAUCGCGUGCGCGAGCCUACCGUUGGAACUGCUCGCCUCGGCCGGUGCACUCGGCGUCAAGGAAGAGAAGGAACGGGAACUCGGUGUCGCGGAGGACCUGUCCUCGUCACAGGAACCACCAGGAGGAGAAGGAGGAGGAGGGGGCGGCGGCGGUGGAGGCGGUGGAGGUGUUGGUUCCACUAGGGAGUCAUUAUCCGUCAUCGUGCCGCCGCAGGACGUCGACGUCGACUCUCGGGACGCCGACUCGGAACUCUUGAGUCCGGGUAAACUCUCGCCGACAUCGGGGAUAAGUGUAUCAGUGGCAAGCAUGAUCGACGCUACGGAUUUUCGCGCUAUGCAACCUGAGCCUACUUAUCAGACGCUAACUUCCGUCGCCGAGAGAAUGUCGCCGCCUGGUUUUAGUCCGGGUUCCUCCUACGCCACCCUGACACCGCUCCAACCGUUGCCACCGAUCUCUACUAUGAGUGACAAGUUUGUUUACGGUGUACAACACACCGGCAGCGGUGUUUCCGGUAGUUUUGCCGUAAUGCAGAACAACGGUCUUGGUAACAUCGGACUUGGUAUCGGGGGUUCGCCUUAUCCUUACGACAAGCUACCAUCCAUGGGUAUGUCACCUCCGCACAAUUAUCCCUCGCCCGGCGCGGGCCUUCAACCAAGUCCCUUGUCACCCCAGAGCGCCUACAGUCAGAGCGGUCUCAAUUCACCUCACAAGUCGGCCAGUCCGCACUACGAACCUGCCUUUUUACCGAGGCUACAGCAAAGUCCGGCGGCACUUAGCCCACCAUCACCACCGACCUCCGCUGCGGCCAGUUUUGCACCAACGCAUCACUCGCCGCAGAGUUUAUCGGUACCGACAUCCUCGCCACCGCCACCGAUGCAGACGCAAAUUCAACAGUCGGCUUUACAGCAGCAACAGCAACAACAACAGCAACAGCAGCAGCAGCAGCAGCAGCAACAACAACAACAGCAACAGCAACAGCAGCAGCAACAGCAGCAGCAGCAGCAACAGCAGCAAUCUCAGUUGAAUCAACACGCGCAACACGCUCAGCAUACUUCGGUUGUUAUGAAGACUGUAUCUUCGGCUGGUAACGGGGCCGGUGAAGUUGAGGAAAUAAACACGAAGGAAUUGGCACAGAGAAUCAGUGCCGAGCUCAAAAGAUACAGUAUCCCUCAGGCGAUAUUCGCCCAACGAGUGCUGUGCCGGAGUCAGGGUACCCUCAGUGACCUUCUUCGUAAUCCUAAACCUUGGUCGAAACUGAAAAGUGGUCGUGAGACCUUUCGACGGAUGUGGAAGUGGCUACAGGAACCGGAGUUUCAGCGGAUGUCUGCCCUCAGACUGGCAGCGCUAAGCAACUGCUCUGAGAGUGGCGGUGACCCGGACGGCAUGCUGGACCCUCACCAUCCCGGAUCCGGAAUCGACACGCACCACCAACAGUUUCACAACUCGUAUGCUGCGCAAAUUCCACAUCGAGCAACAUGCAAGAGGAAAGAAGAGAUGGUGACCCAGGCCGAACACCAACAGCCCGCCCCCAAGAAACCACGACUGGUUUUCACAGACCUUCAGCGCCGUACUCUACAGGCUAUUUUUAAAGAAACGAAGAGGCCGUCGAAGGAGAUGCAAGUGACAAUCGCGCGUCAGCUCGGUCUCGAACCAACGACAGUUGGGAACUUCUUUAUGAAUGCGAGGCGGCGUUCGAUGGACAAAUGGAAAGACGAAGACCCGAAAGCCGUUGCUGUCGACGAGGGUCAAUUGUCACCGACGAUUGGCCUCGGAUCUCGGCAAGCAUCCGACGUUUUGUGACAUACGUCCGACCACGAGGAGUAUCACGACGAGUCACCCGAAGAGGAUCUACCCUUUUCAUAAAUCUUUUCACACACACGCUGCACAGAUCUAGACGGACAAAGAAAUGCAUCCGCGGUUACGGGAAAAGAGAGUCGUUGUUCGAUUGAUGGGGAAAAACAAUCGAAAUUAUACGUAUAAAUACACCUGAAUUCAUGCAAUUCAAAGUAAACCGCGAACUUCAUUACCGCAAACUAUCUGUGAGUUUUUAAUUCAUCAUUAUUAAUAUUAUUACAUGUUUUCUGUUUUAGGUAUUUUUUUGUUUUUUAUUGUUUUUUUUUUUUUCAAUUUUCCCUUCGCCAAUCGCCACUGUAUACUUAAGGUGCCAUAUUUUUGCCAUUUAUAUAUAUAUUUCAUUACUAUUAUUAUUUAGUGUAGGCAAAGAUGAUUUAUUCCUAUAUUAUUAUCGUUAAUAUACUAUUAUCAUCAUAUUAAUCCUAUUUCAAUAUUAAUAUGUGUUGUUAAAUAUGUAUUGAUUUAUAAUAGGUAGACAAAUACUUCGUUCACAAUUCGUAUAUAUAAUAAUUGUGCAGCUAGUCUUUAUUUCUCGGGUUAAAAAUCAUCUUUAAAAGAUGAUCCGUGUAUUGAAUACAUAUUAUAAUAUCUAGUCAAAAUUUCGUUGCUAUUUUAUUCGGUAAAUGUAAAGUUUUGCUGUGUUUUUGUUUCGCGUUCUUUUUUUUUUUUUUAAAGUUUUUUAUAUCUUUUUAAUUUCUUUUUUUUAUGCAUUCAGCGGAAAACAAAUCGUACGUUGUGUGCGAAUAUCAUUUUACACCUACAUAUGUCGCAUUGCUAAUCCGCGUCGAAAUCGAACAACGUACUCGAAAUUUUCACCGUCGUAAGUGCAGUGAAAAAAGAUUAAGGAACGAAAGAUCGACUCGUUUUAUAACUCCUUGCUGGUCGCCCGGACAAAAGUUAUAUAAUACGUGUAUAAAUUAUAUUACAAUAAUGUUUAGAAUAAGUAUUAAUAAGGAUCGGUAUAAGAAUAGAACAUUUGUAUAAUGCACAUAGCGAUAUUACAUAGCGUAUAAUCAACAUAAUUUGAAGUAAACAAAACAAACAAACAAACAAACAAACAAUAAUUUCACGAGAAACCAGAUUGUGAGGAUAAAUAAAAAAUAAAAUAAAAAAUAAAUAAACAAAAAGGCAAAGAAGAAUAACGAAUAUGCC